Messenger RNA from Schistocerca serialis cubense, 11620 nucleotides. RefSeq names its product ubiquitin-protein ligase E3B. The coding region runs from base 267 to 3446 and encodes 1059 amino acids. The transcript has 17 exons. Gene Ontology annotation, biological process: protein polyubiquitination; ubiquitin-dependent protein catabolic process. Gene Ontology annotation, molecular function: ubiquitin protein ligase activity; protein binding. Lineage: Eukaryota; Metazoa; Arthropoda; Insecta; Orthoptera; Acrididae. The record is from RefSeq and is a predicted model, not a curated record.
GUUUUGCCUCGUAGGGGUAGUGUAUUGUGUCAAAUGUUUUGCGAUUAAAUUUGUGAAUGUUUGCUAAUUUCGUAUUAGUAUGAUGACUGUCAGUAGUAGAUGCGGAAUUCGAAGGCUCACGAAAUGUCGAUGAUAAUUUCUUGGGAUGUCUUUUAGUGAUACGUGAGUUUGAGAAGAAUGCGUUAUUUUGAAAGAGUUUUUGCCGUGACUUAUGACAAGAACUAAUUUGAGCGCGAACCUAAACCUGAUAAUCAGGAUCACUGACAAUGUUUAAUAAAAGCGAAUCUUCUAAAUGUAGUUUUUUGGAACAAACGAAAGCGGCUCGUGAAGAACGAGCACAAGAAAAGAAAAGGGAAGCUGCUGCUAUUCUAUUGCAGUCGCACGUGAGAGGAUGGCUUACAAGAAUACGAUUUACGAAAAAAAUUCUGGAUGACUUUGACGUGCUGUUGCCUCCAGAGGGAUGCGCAGAACUGCGGCCAUCAGUACAAGUGUAUCAGAAUGCAUCCAGGUUUUUGUUUGUAUGGAAAAAAGAACGAGAUAAAGAACGCUUUGAAAUGUUAUGUAGGUAUUUAGUUUCUAGUCUUGAAAGUGACUCGGUGAAGCUGAGCUAUGUCGGUGUAGCCUUAAAUAAAGAAUAUGCGUUGGCCUGGAUCUCUCAUAUGAAGACUAUCUUGUGGAAAUGCUGCAUUUACUUGGAUGAUCUGCAUCCAGAAUACCCAGCAGAUAUGUGCACAAUGUUGUUGUAUCUGCAUACAUUAGUGGCCUUUACAUCAACUAAUACGUGGUUCAUACUAAAAGCAAAGCAUAUGGAAGUGCUGAAAUCUGGAAUGAAUCAACUUUGUGCCAAUAUUAUGGGACAUUUGUUCAACAAGGGCUUUUAUUUAACAUUAAAGACACUGUUGAUACGAGGUCUUGGACGUUCAAAAGUGACAUUGAAACAUGUGUCACUAUCAGCAAUUAUAACAUUAGCACUGCGGCCACUAGUAUCUGCAAAUUUUUCAGAGAAACUGAUGACAAUGUUUUUAAUACAUAUUUUGUGUGUGCCAGGUCUAAUUCUACAUUUGCAGAACCUAGCUCCUGAGUGUGUUUCUGCCAUCAUCAGCCAUGAAAUAUUUGGCAGAAGUUUGGACCUUCUGAAUUUGGAACAGAAUACUAGGAUAGUAUUUAAUGUUCUGGAAGGCAACUAUGCCCUUUGUCUUCUAGCAAAUCUGAUACACCUUGCCUACAUUCAGCGUGAAGAUGCCUUACGAGAACUUUAUUUCCCAAGUUUUACUUUUGUGGUGACUCGACUUUUAGAGAGUUGCCAACAUUAUGUCACGAGCAAGCAGUCAAAUUUAACUCACUGGCAUCCAGUACUAGGCUGGUUCGCACAGGAGACAGACAGUGCACUAAUGGAGUCGAUACCUCACGUGAGGUCACAGUUGCAACUGUUGUGGUCGAGUCCGAUGGUGUCUGCACUGCUGGGGCACGUUCUAGAAGAAGCAGAGCCACCGGAAAGCUCUGACGGUGUACCACAGGCAGUCGGUGGGACUGGACUACUGAGGCGGGCGCUGCUCGAGCACCGUGGGGCCUGCCACUCUGCCGGCCGAAACCGCCUCGGCAGUGCAGAAUGCUCCAAAGUUGCGCUCGUCUGCUCCCUCUACCAGACUGCUCUCGCGACCCUUACCCAGCUGAGACUGGAAGUUCUUACAGGUUUGUGCUAUCAGGAUAAGAUUUUAUUCAGUCUUUGGCAGUUCAUUUGCAGUUUAGGUCCUAACUGUGGCUUGAAGUCUUUCCUGGACCUCCUCACAGUUAAUACAAAGUGUAAUGCUCCAGAGUUUCAGAUGUUGAUUCUCUUCUGCGAUUGCAUGACACAUUAUGUGACAAUUCUUGAUGACCUGGAAAUGUAUGAGCAACAGAAACCUUUUCGGCUGACAGAUUUUGUUGUUAUGUGCAGCUUUCUUAACAACUUUUUGUACAAAGCUAUUCUUGGAAAUCUAUUUGAUGUCAAAAAUCUAAAUGGCAACCAGCUUUUCCAAAUGGCUCAUACCUUGUUAACGGUGCUGUACCGGAGAGACUGCAGACGGAACUAUACUCCUGACAAUCACUGGCUGAUUAAAGAACUGCGGGUCGGUUCAUUUGUGAACGAUUUGGAAAAAGGAAAGAAAACUACUCAGGUCCUUCUCCAGAAGAUGCCACACAUUAUCCCACAUGAUGAGAGAGUACAAUUGUUCCGCAAAUAUGUGGCAAAUGAAAAGGCUGUGUUAGGCCUUACAGAAUCUGCUUGUGCAUCACCACAGGCUACAUUAAUUACAAUUCAUCGAUCUCGAAUUGUUGAGGAUGGAUACAGGCAGCUAGCUAUGCUUCCAUCACAAGCACUGAAAGGAGUUAUAAGAGUACGUUUUAUCAAUGCACAGGGUUUAGAUGAGGCUGGAAUUGACCAAGACGGAGUGUUCAAAGAAUUUCUUGAGGAAACCAUUAAACGCGUCUUUGAUCCCUCUCUCAACCUUUUUCGUGUUACGAGUGAGGAGCGGCUCUAUCCAUCUCCUACGUCUUACAUGCAGGAUAAUCACCUGCAACUGUUUGAGUUUGUGGGAAGAAUGCUUGGCAAGGCAGUAUAUGAGGGAAUUGUUGUAGAUGUCCCGUUUGCAUCUUUCUUCCUGAGCCAGUUACUGGGGCAGCAGAAUCAAGUUCUUUAUAGCUCAAUGGAUGAGUUGCCGUCACUUGAUCGUGAAUUGUACAGAAGCUUGACAUUUAUCAAACAUCACCAGGGUGACGUCCAGGAGCUAGAUUUAACAUUCUCAGUAGAUGAAGACUGCCUUGGGAGGCUGGUGACCCACGAAUUAAUUCCUGGAGGAAAAGCUGUACCUGUGACUAAUGAGAACAAAAUAAAUUACAUACACUUGAUGGCACACUUUCGUAUGCACACACAAAUUAAGGACCAGACAGCUGCAUUUAUUCGUGGAUUUCGGUCAAUUAUCAAUCCAGAGUGGCUCUCACUGUUUUCGACUCCUGAGCUACAAAGGUUGAUCUCAGGUGACAAUGUACCAUUAGAUCUUAAAGAUCUUCGGAAACAUACACAGUAUUAUGGGGGCUUCCAUGAUUCCCACAGAGUUGUCUGCUGGUUGUGGGAUAUUUUGGAAAAAGACUUUACAAAUGAAGAAAGGAAGCUGUUUUUGAAGUUUGUAACAAGUUGCUCAAAGCCUCCUCUACUUGGAUUUGCUCAUUUGGAACCUCCAUUCUCAAUACGUUGUGUCGAGGUUGGUGACGAUGAGGACACUGGCGAUACUAUUGGUAGUGUUAUUCGGGGAUUUUUUACCAUAAGGAAGAAGGAUCCACAAAAUCGCCUCCCGACUUCAUCUACAUGCUUCAAUCUCUUGAAGUUACCAAACUAUCAGAAGAAAAGUACAUUGCGAGAGAAACUGAGAUACGCAGUUUCUAGUAAUACAGGAUUUGAACUGUCUUAAAUUAGACUGAAUCAGACUACAGGCAUGAGAUACUACAGAGACUUCCUCCAGAGGCUACUAUUUUAAUUUAAAAUGUAAAUAUUUGUGAAAACAUCAAAUAGAUGAAAACAUAAGUAAUUUAACACUGUAAAUAUGUUUGUAGAUAUCCUGUUUAUAUUUAGCUUAAAUGUGAAUUACCAUUUCAUAAGGUAAUUUUAGUUUUCCAGUCAGUGUUAUGUGGCCAGCAUUUUUAUUGUUGUAUUUGUUACUCUUCUUUCUUCCAAAGAUUUGCUCAUUUGUAAAUUGCUGGAUUACUACAUAUUGUUUCAGUAUGCUAACUCAAGGUAGAACUAAUUAAAUAACAUUGUUGUUGUCAUUGUUGUUACUGUUGUUGUUGGAUCUUCAGUCCAAAGAAUACUUUGAUGCAGCUCUCCAUUCUACUCUGUCCUGUGCAAGCCUUUAUCUCUCUGAAUAACUACUUCAACGUACGUCUUGUUGAACCUCCUCACUGUAUUAAUUUGUUGAUCUCUCUCUCUAAAAUUGUUACUCCUCAUACUUCCCUCCAAUCCUAAAUCCAAGAUCCCUCAAUAUCUCAGAAUUUGUCUUAUCAACCAUCCCUUUUUUUAGUUAAGUUGUGCCAGAAAUUUCUUUUCUUCCCAGUUCAGUACCUCCUUAUUAGUUACAUGUACUACCGAUCAGAUCGUCAGCAUUCUUCUGUAGCAUCCCAUUUCUAAGGCUUGUAUUGUCUUCUUGUAUGAGCUGUUUAUCAUCCACAUUUGACUUUCACACAAGACUACACUCCGGACAAAUAUCUUUAACAAAUUUCUCUUCUUCAGAAACACUUUUCCAGUCUACAUGUUGUAUGCUCUACACUUUGACCACAUCAGUUAUUUAAGUCCCCAAAUAGAAAAACUCAUCUACUACUUUUAGUGUCCUAUUUCCUAAUCUGAUUCCCCAGCAUCACCUGAUUUAAUUUGACUGCAUUCCAUUACCCUUUGUUUGCUUUUGUUGAUGUUCAUCUUAUAUCAUAUUUCAAAACGCUGCCCAUCCCACUCAACUGCACUUCCUAGGCCUUUGUUUUCCCUGACAGAAUUACAAUGUCAGCAGCUAACCUCAAAGUUGUUAUUUCUUCUCCCUGAAAUUUAAUGCCUUCUCCGAAUGUUUCUUUGGUUUCCCCCUUACUGCUUGCUCAGUGUACAGAUUGAAUGUCAGGGAUAAGCUACAAACCUGUUUCACUUCCUUCUCAGUCACUGCUUCCCUUUUAUGGCUCUUGGCUCUGAUAACUGCUGUCUGGUUUGUGUACAUGUUGUAAAUAACAUUUUGUUCCAUGUAUUUUAUCCCUGCUACCUUAAGAAUUGCAAGGAUAAAUCACUAACACAAAAAAACAAGAUUACAUGCACUGCUUGUGUGCACAUGUAUGCGAGGCUGUAUUAGAUCAAGCAAACUGUGCUUCUCAAAAUGACAGUGAUGCAGUUGGUAACCUCUUCAGUGGCAGAAUAGCUGAAAUGCUCUUUUUCCUUAUUCUCUUAUACUUAAUACUGGAAAGGAGAAUAAUACAGAAUGUAAAAGGUUAUGCUGAGUGUUCCAUAUUUCACUUGGCUUAAGUACUACAAAAUUUCAUCACAUUCCUCACAGGUCACACACAUUUCACUUGUUCGUGCGGUAGAUCAGUGCAUCUGUGAUUUCCCCAGGAUGUUGUGAUUGUUUGCUGGAAACAUUUUAAUUUCAUUAAAUAGAGGAUUCUCAAGAGGAACAACAUAAUUAUGAGAUGUUACGAGUGAAUACAUGCAGCAGCAAUGAUUAAGUACUUGCACAUUCCGAAAACACAGUUCUUUCUGUGGCAGUAAGUCAUAAUUUCCUCUCAACAUUUCCAUGUAUUUUUCAUUAAGUUUUCCUUUUGAAUUUAUCAUUUCUCAGUUCAGUAUAUCAGUAAACAUGAAAUUUAAACUGUACAGAUAACAGUUAAUUAAUGAAAAUGUCUAUAUUCAGAAAAUACUACUUGAUUUCAUUAAAAAGCACCAUCAUUGCAGUGACCAAUCUUUAAAAAUGGAAAACAAACAGUCUCAUCCACAUAAACAUUUAUUUUGAUGGUAACCAGUUUCGAUCACUCUCUGACCAUCUUCAGACCCUCAUACUGUAAUGGUAGGUGGUAGUGGUGAUUGAAGCAGAUGUUAUGCUUCCGCAAAUGUUUUUUUUCCAUUUUUAAAGUACUUUUAGCCAGACUGCUGUUUCUCCAAGGGAAAUGUUGUCAUAAAUUAUGAAUUAUCACGCUUUUAAUAAAUCAGCGAAUUUCGGAACACUGUACUUCUUUUGUAUUCAUCCUUAAAAAGAGAGGACAGCUGCAGUAGAUUAAUGAUGGGGAAGUUAUUACAGAAUGCUGCAACAGUUUAUGAAUCUAAUUCUUCAUCAAUAGUUUUCACUCUACUGCUCCUGCAUAUUUUGUUACCUAUUUUGUUCUUGUUAUUUGUUACAAUGUGUGCAGUGGAUGGGAAGAAUUACGCAAGCAGAACCUAUUGGGUACACUUUUAUUGUCAAUAAAACUGAUAUGUAAAUGCAGUUUGCUCCAAGUUAUAGUCAAUUAAAAUGCUAUGUCCAAUUUUAAGAUUUAGUUCACAACUGUGUUGGACAUGACUUGAGGAUCUUAUAUGUGUGUUUAAAAGCUCAUAGGUAGCAGCCCACUGGUUGCUGCCCUUCUUCUCAAUCAUGUGAGAUGUAACCUUACAUCUUAAUUCCUGUAGCAUUUUCCUGCAUUUGUCAACACUGAAUCAAAUCUAAUGCACAUUCCUCCACUCCUGUUGGCCAGAUCAAAUCCAGCAGGUAUCUCAAAGAGUUGAGUAUAUUAAAGUGAAGAGUGAUGAAAGGCUGGUCUCAUCACUGUCAUUUCUGUGCCUCUGUCGUCCUAUUGAAUUUCAAUCAGUUUCAGAAUGUAUGGAGGGUAGAGCGGGUAGGAAGUUCAGCACUGUCACUAUUGGUGUUACAAUACAUUAAUAAGGCAUGAAUGUUUAGGCGUUACUGCUAAAAAGCUGCUUCUUAAUUUUUGAUGUACAUUGUCUCAGGUUUUGUUUUUGGCUGUAUUGUUUUGAAGAUUGUUCUUACUUCCAGAUAUUUUGGACUGUACAUACAAUUUGUCUUUAAGGAUUUGAUUGUAAUGAAUUUUUUGUCCAAUAUUUAUUCAUUUUCCCCCCCAUCUGAUGUUACUGAUACCCCAGUUUCCAAGAAGCUGUGGACAUAGCGAAUUGGAGUGAUUUCAUCAAUAUGUAUGAAUUCCCCGGUUAUGUGAUUUUAAGCUGACAAGUCUCGGUGUCUGUGCAAACCCUAGGAAGAGUCUGUUCCCCAGAUAUGUUAAUUAAGACGGUCGAUUUCAAACAGGAACAACUGUGGCUAACAUUAUCGAACCUCGGCAGACGGCGUUAUUGGCAGCCCUGAGGUAUGAGAAUUGUUCAAUUUCAUCGCCAUCUUCACAAAGCUAUUUUGACCUGAGUUACUAAUGCAAUUUCUUCCAGUUGUAAAUAUAGCUUUUCCAAAGUAGGGGAAGUCCUUUUACGUAUCACUUGUGUGUCUCUGUUUGGCACAGGUACUGCUAUCACACCAGUGCUGGUGCAGUAGAUUUUUUCUCUCUGAGAUCUUUGAGAGGAAAAUAAUUGAGCAUUCUGACAGUGCAAAUUGAUCUGGAUGAAUGCUGCCAAUGCUGCUGUCUUGCCAAGCUGUAAUAUAUUGAUUAUGCCUGCAAUCUUUUCUGGUGGGAAUGGACUGUAUAAUUUAAAGGUUACUUGUACAGUUGUAAAUUAUGACUUUUCCCGGUGGUAAUUAUAAUAUAUUUUUCUUUUCUAUACUUUUCUUCACAGUUUCAUCCGUGUAACUUUUUCAUUUUGGAUCUGAUCGUGUUUCACCUGAUUUCCAGUAUUCUGGCUAGUCCCUAAUUCUUCCUCACCAGACUGAACUUUGCAUUAAAACAACAGUCUAGGUCACUGUUAUGUGCAGUAUUAUAAUGGAGACUACAAACAUAAAAUCCUUCAUAAGUUACUGCUGUCAACUAGUAAACUAAUAACACUAUUAUUUUUUACUAAGACCUUUUAAUCAAUAUUUCAGUUCUUGCUGUAUUCAUUCUUCUACCUCAUUGCCCACAUUUGUUUCAUAUGUUCUUAUCCCUGUUUGUAGAGCUGUUGUACGUUAUGAGGCUGUCUUCAUUUUCUUUGUCGUUCAUCCCUGAAGACCACUCUUUGAAUUUUGUUCCUAAAUAAAUUACAUAUGUCCAGUAUGUUGAUGUUUGCUCAUUUGAGGUCAUUUAGUGUCUAUGUGAACCAUGCUGGUUGUCCUUGCAGCUUCAUUAUUUUACUAAAGAUUUGCUUUAUCAGUCCAUCAUUGCCCAUUCAAGCCAAAUGUCCAAAGUACAAUAUCCGUGAUUUGCGCGUUAUGUGUAUUAUUCUCUCUACCUGUUCAUAUAGUUUUUGUUCGGUUGUGGCCUCUUGUAUUCUAUUUUUGUUGUCCUCGGGCCAAGUAUGCUUCUGACCAGUCUUCUUUCUAUCUUCAUAAUUUUGUUUAUGCCACCUUCCCACACUAGUUUUAGUGUUUUACCACAACAUGGAGCAUCAGGUCUCACUACUGUAAUGUAAUGUUUAACUUUGGAGUCCCAUAAUGAAGCUUUCUUCUUUUAUACUUUUCUUGUGUUCUGAAAUGUAGUGUUCAUAGUAUUUGCUCUUAUCUCUAGACUGUCCUAAUCAUUGUUUAUGCUUAGCUACUCACUUAAACAUUUGUAUGAGCUGAUUUUGUUGGUUUUGUUUUGAUUUAUGAGUAAUUUCUGUGGAAAAUUUUUAACGUUUUGUGUUUGUGUUGCCUUUCUGUCUUUGGGAGAGAAAUUUGUAAACCGCUUUUUCUACUUGCGUAAUUAGAUUUUCUGCCUGGAUAUUGGCAUUUUUUGGUCUGUCUGUUAUCAAGGCAAUAUCAUCUGUGAAUGCCAGGCAGUGUAAAAAGACUUUAAUUUCCCAAUUUGGAUUUUCUCCACAAUCCAAAUAUCUUCUCAAGAGAGCAGUUGAAAAGCAAAAAUGACAGUUCAUUACCCUGCCUCACUGUUUUUAUCUCAAAGCUUUUGGAGAAUUCUCCACAGAACCUCACUUACUAUGAAGUAUUUGUUAAUAUGUCUCAGAUCAUUUUUGUCGUUCUUAGAUCUAAACCAAAUUCUUUAAUAAUAUUGACGAGUGAUUUUCUGUCAGUGAUACUAUAUGCUUUCUUAAAAUCUACCAAAUGUAACUGUUGUAUCUUUGUUUCUCAGUUGUCUCAUUUGCAGAAUAAUUUUUAGAUUCUGGAUUUGUUUGCUAUAUGACAUAUUUUUUCCUGAAAAAAAACUUUAUUAUUGACAACAAAAUGUAUUUUACUACUUGACAGCUGUGACUUACAAUGCACUUUAUGCUGUUUGAUAUUGUAGGCUAAAUAUUCCCUUGUAAGCUGUUGUAAAUCCCUUUGUGAUACCUGAUGAUGAACUGAGGGUUGAAACCAGUCAUAACACAGAAUUUUUUUAUUAACAGCUCUUGACGACAGAAUUAAAAUCUUUUUUUUCCCCCCCUUCCAUUUGUAUCUUCGGAGUAUGCGGCAACUGCUGCAGUAUCUUCUGGUGGCAUAUAGUGUGUUAGAAUGGGAUGACAUGGAGAAUACCCGGUAAUACAUAUUGUUUUGUGCACCUUGACUGAUUUUUGUGCUGAAAUUUUUAUUGAUUGUAAUUGUGAAGACAGUAUGUUCUGAUGUUCACAAUAGGCUUACGAGUAGUCAUGUCAUUCAGUAUAUAACUUACUGUUCUGUUCUCAACUGCUGCAACUAUUGGCCACUAGCUUGAAUCACACAAUUGUACCUCUGAUAUACAACUAGAGGUUGGACCUUGGUUUCUUGAUUUAAAAUAACGAUAACACUAUAUUCAUUCAGAACUCCAGAAAAAUAUAUACACUUUCUUCUAGUUAGCCUCUUGGUCUGAAAUUCAUAGAUCUUGGAUGCAUUUGGCAGCCUUGUCUGUUAAGAAUUUCUCUUGGAGUUUUUCUCCCCUGUACCUUUCUCACCAGAUCAUUUUCAACAGGUCUAUUACUCAUUUAUUGUGAUGCACAGUGCAUAUACAGUGUUUAUGAAUAGCUGCAGAAUUGUUGUGUGUUGUGAACUUAUUUGAAACAGGGUGAAAAUUCAGAGAAGUCUUUACUCUUACUAUUUGUACUUUCUGUUUCCACUAUUCUUUCUCUACAGGGGAAAAAUCUUCUAUUCUGCAAGUCAUGAAGAGUAAUUACAAAAUCGUAAGUCUAUUAUGUAACAAUAUAAUGGAAAGGGUAGUUGCUAUUCUCAAUAAAGUGCAAAUGCUGAAUUGCAGAAAGGCACAACAAAAAGACUGUCGGAAUGUUAACUUUCAGCCAACGAGGCCUUUGUCAGAAAUAGACAACAGACACACACUUGUGCAAAUGCAACUCACACACAUGUGACCACAGUCUCUGGCAUCUGGCUCCAGCUGUCUAUUUUUGACAAAUGCCUCGUGGCUGAAAGCUAACUUUCCGACAGUCUUUUUGUUGUGCCUUUCUGUGACUCAGCAUCUCUGCUUUAUGGUGAGUAGCAACUGUCCUUUUCAUUAUACUGUUACAUUCCUUCUUGGAUUUUCCAUUGUUUAAGUCUAUUAUGUAGUGCAGAAUAAGAUUUGAAAGAUGAUGGAAAGAGGCACUGCAGGUUAAAAGUUUUAGUCACAUAUUCAUAUUUUGUAGUUUUGAGAGGUCUCACUGUUUCCUACCUGAAGCAGUUAGUCACAUCCACAGCUACAUGACUGAUAAUUUGUACCAGUAUUUGCAUAACAGAAGUUAAUCAUUUAACAAACAACCACAUUAAAAGUUGCUUUAAUUUUUAUCUUUGGUUUUUUUACUCGUAUUUUUAGAUUUUAAAAGGUAUAUGACAUGAAACAUUUGAGGACCAAAACACUGUUUCUCUAGUGUGUAAUACAUUUUACUUGUUGUGUUGUUUUGCAAUGAAGUCCUGAAGCUAUACAUGGAAGAAUUUUGUAAAUGAGCAGUUCUUUAGCUUGCAGAAGUUACAGAGGACCUUGUGUGUAGACAUCAAUUUUAGGAAAUAUAAAUAUUAAAUCUUCAAAAUAAUUUACUUUGCUGUGAACUGUUAUCAGUUCAGAGGAAAAAUAAAUUUUAUUGCUUACAAAUCAAUAUUUUCAAAACACACAUUUUUAGCAUAUUUUAUAAGACAGGCAUUUUGUAACUAUCAGUCUUAUCAUUUAAGUUUUAUAAAUUAUUUUGGUUAUUAGAUAUGACUGCUGCAUAUUGUAACUAUCAAAUAUUACUGUAAACUUAUCUUAGAAUUGUGAUAAAAAAUGUUUUAUCAAUGAUCUUUUUUCUGCAAUGUAAAAGAUAUAUUUUGAAAUGCUCUAUAAAAUGUGAAACUAGCUGUGAUAUGGUAUUUUAAACUAGAUUCUAAAAUAAAAUGUAGUUUUGUCAAGAAAGGGCAAUGUGUAAGAAAAAACCUUUGUACAUGAUAUGUAAGACUGCUUUGGAAUUUUACACGUCUCACUGACAUGUUUUUCAGUAAAUUUUGAGUUUUGUUUUUAUAUGUAUUUCUGAUAGACAGGGACAGGUAUUUUAAAAUGUGGAAUGGAAUUUAUUACAUUGAUACCACAAAAUAUGCAGCUGAUAUAAUGUUUGAAAGAUAUAUCAGGUUGUUUUGUUGUCCUAACUGUUCCAAGGUUUGGCAGCAAUGUACACAGAAAUGUGUGAAGUAAUUGAGACAAUGGACAAAAUGCCCUUUUCACCAUCAUGCAAUGUGCCUAGUUUAAGUUCAAGGGAAAAACUGAAAUACCCUAAAUGCACAAAAUAAUGUCUGUGCAGACUUUCAAAAUUAUUUUCCUAAAUAUGUUAUUACCAUAAUGAUUGUAUAUAAUUACUAAUGGAUAAUUGUUCCAAAGACUUUUGUAGGUUGUAUGUUGAUUGUAUUUUGGAAUAAUUAUGCAAUUGAUGCAUGUAUGUUGUUUCUGCUUUUUUUAUCAACAUACUCCUUCAGAGGUAAUGGGCCUGUGUGUGUGUGUGUGUGUGUGUGUGUGUGUGUGUGAUGGAGGGAGGCUAUUUAACACACUUUCCAAGUUAUAUACAAUAUGCAUAACACCAGGUACUGUAGCCAGUCAUGUGGUAGAAAAUGUAAAGUUCACUGACAAUCAUAAACAGUAACAACACUGGAAG